CAACUUUUCGCCAACCUUCUUGUUGACCUCGAAAAACUUCGCUACACAUCUGUCAAUGCAGACACUCUCGCCCUUGUUCAAGUCGCCUUCGGUGUAUCGGGUGCUUAUGCAUUUGGCGUGACAUGAACUAGUUCGCAACAUAAGCCCUGUCGCGUUCAAAGAUCCAUUUCUACCCGUUCAGGGUUCACAGAGCCCGCAGGCGUCGAACCUCUUCCACCGAGAAAAGACAUCACGAGAAGAAUGGAAUCGAAGAUGAAGGAGGAGGUGAAGAUGAAAUAAAGUCGACGGCAGAGGUCGACGGUGUCACUGGCAAAGGCGCGCUUCCAAAUGUGGCUCUCUCGAUCACAAAAAGUUUGUAGACGCCCAGACUCGCGUUCUGCUCAUUCUUGCUCGUCCAAAUUCGUUUCUACGACAUCUUGAAAAUUCCUCUCUUUUCCUUUCAUACGUCGUCCUGGCUGUGUCUGACAUAGUCCAGAAACCAUCUGCAACAAUGGUGGAAGGCACAACGCUCUCCGUGCACCGAUGUCGCUUUGUGGAUUACCAGCCUUCCGCCGUGACUGCUUUGGCUUUCCCUCCAUUACCACUUCCUUCAGUCAAAGGCAAGAAGAAGGCUGCCAGUCGAAAAAGGCUCAGAUUUGGGACGCUUGCUAUUGGACGUGCCAAUGGAAACAUUGAGCUUUGUGAAUGGACGGGUCAUGAGCAUCAGAGUUCUGCACCUCAGGCAUGGGUUGUAAAGAAGACACUCUCAGGGCCAUAUAUGUCGAAAGUUGAUUCUUUGGCAUUCACAAUCAAGUACCCCGACCAGAUUGCCGCGGACGAAGUACCUUCAUGGUCAAACCUUCGCCUAUUUAGUGCAGGUGGUGGUAGCGAAUUGGCCGAGUGGGAUAUUGAACGUGGAACUAUCAGGCGCACAAUUUCCUCACAAGGAGGAUCGAUCUGGUCAGCAUCUGCCAAUCCGGCAUCAACACUACUGGCACUCGGUUGUGAAGAUGGCUCCGUCCGUAUUCUUUCUUUGGAAUACGAUACUCUUACGCACCUCCGUCGACUGGACAGAGUAAAAAGUAGAAUUCUCAGUCUCGCGUGGGGCCCACCCGUACCCAGAGACACGUCCAAACCUAGCUCAACAAGCCAUGGUAAUGACGAAGAGAGCAGUGAUGAGGAGGAGGACGAUUGGACAGACUCAUGGCUCGUAGCCGGAUGCUCAGAUAGCAGUUUGCGGAAAUGGGAUAUUGCUAGUGGGAGAGUGUUGGAUAGGAUGGGAACUGACAAACAACGAGGAGAGAGAACACUGGUAUGGACGGUUGGUGUUCUAGGUGAUGGCAUGAUUGUCUCCGGAGACUCACUCGGCACAGUCAAGUUCUGGGAUUCCAGAACAUGUACACAAAUUCAGAGCUUCCAGGCGCAUAACGCAGAUGUUCUCUGUCUCACCAUCAGUCCAGUACGUUCUCAACAUGAAGGAACAGCAAUUUACACCUCAGGUGUUGACCAAAAAGUUGUCCAAUUCACACUUGUCAAAACUUCCCAAUCGUCCAACGCCCAAUCCUCGCUUCUCUCCCGAGCCACAAGCCGCUGGGUCCAAUCAACUUCCCGUCGUCUUCACUCACACGACGUACGCGCACUAGCCAUCUGGCCUCCGUACACCCCACUCCCACCCUCCCACAAACGUCAAUUCCCACUGGACGUCGCACCACUCCUAGCUUCCGGCGGUCUGGAUAUGAACGUCGUCAUUGCGCCUGCUGCACUUCCCGCAAGUACUAUGACGAAAGUCGUCAAUCCAUUGGGGACAAGCACAAUAUCAACCUUUGAAGAUGCGUAUCAUAGACGGUUGGCGUAUAGUUCUGGUUCGUUCAAUGGCAGCGCAUUGCAUCUUGCGAAGGGAGCUAGGUUGCUGUUGUGUAUGAGAGAUUCUGGGAUAAGUAUUUGGAAGAUAUCGAGGAAGCAGAAGCCGUCAUUAGGUGUUGAGGAUAUGAUUACAACGGAGGAUCCUACUCCACAGUCCGGUGCUCCCGAUCGCGGAUGGGACAGGGUGUUGGAUAUGGCUUUGAAUGUCACUAGUAACCUCGUCGCGAGUGCUAUUUCAGACGAUGGAAAGUGGGUGACUGUUUCCGAUUGGUACGAGACGAAACUCUUCUGUCUAGAACAAUUAGCAAACGGGGAUCUCAAACCAAAACGAAUACGGGAUUUCACCGCUAUCAUCCAAUCAUCCUUUCCCAAUGCCAAGUCGAACCAACUUCCUUCCACGGGUGCUUCUUCAUUCAUAUUCACGCCCGACUCUACCAAGCUAGUCAUGGCUACUGCCAUGUCAGGGUACAUCCUUGUCAUAGACCUUAAUACUGGGGAGCCCAAGCCCCGGGUCCUGCGUCGAUUUGAACAGCACCGUAUGCAAAAUAUCGUCAUUGGGAAUCGGGUAGUCAAAGGUCGCAAAGGACCGGACCAAGAUGUGGAGAUGCAGGAUGCAGAUGUAGAAGAAAAAGUUGCUGAAGGUGUCAGUGACAACGAAAGUGAAGUUAGUGACGACGGAGAGAAUGGAAACAAGCAAGCGUCAGUGACGGUGACUCGGAUGGCUGUAAGUCCGGAUGGUCAAUGGCUAGCGACAUCAGACGACCGAAGUCGGACCCAUGUCUUCAACCUCGAUUCCAUCCAACAUCACUGCGUCCUCCCAACUUUCCCCCAACCAAUCCACGCACUCUCCUUCGAACCUUCCUCUCCCUCAACUCUCAUUCUCGCCCUAGCCAACAACACCCUCCAAAUCUACGACGUCGAAUCCCGUCAAUUCCCCACAUGGUCUCGUCACCUGCUCUCCGCUCUCCCACCCCGCUUCACCCAACUCCACGACCCCGUUCUUGGAGUGACCUUUGAUCCAGAACCUCCAGCAACCGGCGGAACUAAGAAAAUGGCAUUAUUCUGGGGCGCGACGUGGUUAUGUAAGGUUCAAUUGGAUGCUGCUGUAUGGGGGUAUGGUGGGUUUGAUAAAAAGAGGAGAAGGGACGGGAAGAAGUAUUACUUGCCUCCGCCGCCGCCACAGAUCCAUGGAUCGGAAGAUAGUCGGGGUGGAGGACAGCAGGAGCGACAGACCCGGAAUUUCAAGCUGAUUACGCACUAUCGGCCCAUUCUGUUUGUGGAUUUCAUUGCAGCAGGAGAGUUGGUCAUUGUGGAGCGUCCGUUGGUGGACGUGCUUUCGAAAUUGCCUCCGGCGUUUUUCAAACCAAAAUAUGGUGCAUCAUAGUCCCGUAGUUUCAUAGUUCGUCUACGCGAUCUUUGAUCUUCAUGUCGCAUAUAUUGCAUACGUCGAAUUGCAUGGUGUAUGUAUUUGAACAUCUAUAUGCUGCGGGUGUUAUGUACAAGCUACGCAGCGCUAUGUAUAGCUAGUAGUGCAUGAAAAGUAGUAUAACAACGAAAAGUCCCUUGGACAUCUAGAGUAGAAAGUUACGUUUGCUAGUAUACGUUGAUGCUACAGAAGUGGGGGAUUGAAGUUGAGGUCUAAGAAUAUAAAUUUCUCCAUGGUGAUGUAUUUUGGCUUAAUAUUGAGAUCAAGACCGGCGAGACGCUUAUUGUGUACUUGCACUGCGCAAGCGGUCGAGCUCGUCCUGUUUCCGAUCCUCC
Molecule: messenger RNA, 3603 nt
Organism: Somion occarium
Lineage: Eukaryota; Fungi; Basidiomycota; Agaricomycetes; Polyporales; Cerrenaceae
Source: the annotation of a GenBank genome assembly